AUGGAUUCACCUAUCAUAUCACCAACCCCUGCACCCUACCGGUUCAAGUACUUGCCGCUUUCGGAACUCACCCUACUAUCCUCGGCCGGGCAUAUAGCUCUCUCUCUUGCCCAGCUCCGGGGAGUCACAACUGGCCGGCCGCGCAUCGGAAAGGGAAAAACGGCCCGUGGCCAGGCAGGGUCAACACAAGCAGAGGGUCUCGUCGGGGUCAGGGUUCCAUAUGCAGUACUAUGGUCAGGCUUAGGCGGCCGCAAGAGUACUCACAUGGAGUCAAACAGCUACCGAGGCGUUCUCGGACCCGCGCCGGAUAGUGGAUAUGGCUCCGGAGCUCAUGCGUCUGCUCUCGACUAUCACGGCUACCAGACUGAUAUGGGUGAUCAUGGAAUUAAACUUGAUGCCAUGGACCAAGGCGACCGACCGUCGUUGCUGAAUGGCUCUUAUCAUGCACACCAAGAUUACACCAGGAUGAAUGGCAACGCCGGUGCUUUGGAUCCCGACGAGGCAGUGAACUUCUUCCAAGGCGGCAACGUAUGGGGAAGUUAUGAUAGAGGCCUCGUUGGGUUUGAAUCAAGCUUUUCGCCGUAUCAGCUCCCCAGUCAGAGUCAUUGGACCACGGCAGACAUGUCCUCCCCUGCCUUGCAUCAGCCGCCUCAAGCUUGGCAGACAGCCAUGAUGACCCCACCGGCGGAAUCUUAUGAUUUGAGCCGUUCAUACCAGCCAGGGACGCCGAUGGACCACUUCAAACAGCCAGCAGAGAUCCAAACAGAUACAUCGGGCUAUGGUUUUCCACAGAUGAAUGGGCGACACGACAUGUUUAUCCCUGAUUCCCAUAUGGAUGCUGUCAAGUUCGAAACCAACCUACUGAACUCUUGCACGGAAUCAUCUCCAGCUACGCCGGCCAGCUAUGUCGCCACCCCGACUUCUUCCAGAAAGUCUUCGCUGCUACACCAAUUCAGUGAGGAUCGCCCAAAGGAUGAAGUUAUGAUGGCGGAGUCAUCGGUGGGGACCUCUAUGGCGCUGGUCAUAACAGUGCCACCGAUGAACUCCAUUCAGAGCCAGCUUUUAACUCCGAUGCCCGUAACCAUAGGGGACGAAGUUUGUGUGUCGGGAGCCCACCCUGAUCUGUCGGGCUCGUCUCCAAAAUCGAUCGGGACCAACUUCACUCCAGACGUUGUCGCUGCAAAGUCGGACAACGGCCAAGAAAGCGUCCACAUGGAGCCAACCUUAAGCACGGGAAAGACAACAAGAACGACUGCCAAAGAACGGCGCGUGCGGGCUCCCAGACCUCCGGGCAGCAACCGGGCCGCAGCCAAGAAAUGCCGUGAAAAGACAAAAAAUAACGAAAAGGAACUGGAGUUUCGAGAAAGAAAUAUGGGAACACUGAACAUGCUGCUCAAGAGGGAGCUGGAACAGGUGAUCCGAGAAGCAGUUGAAUGGCGAACGAGGCUCCUUGCCCAUGCCCACUGCGACAAUCCCAGCAUCAACAACUGGAUUAAUGCUAGGGCGGUGGAGAUCUCCGAAAAUGUGUCCUCGGCCUCUGUGCAGACGUCAUCGGACAGGAUGCAGUCCAUGCCACUAACAAUGGGGCCGAUCUUGCGCCUGAAAUCCAUGAAAUUGAGGCCUGGUUAUGAUCGACAAGUUCAGCCCCAGUUUCAAGAGUCGCAACCGGUCGAAGAAGCACUGAACGAAGGUCAGGGAUCCGCGGCAGCUCCUAGCGCCUGA
This is a messenger RNA of Pyricularia pennisetigena, 1722 nucleotides long. RefSeq lists its product as uncharacterized. Gene Ontology annotation, molecular function: DNA-binding transcription factor activity. Bases 1 to 1722 code for a protein of 573 amino acids. Gene Ontology annotation, biological process: regulation of DNA-templated transcription. The transcript has 3 exons. Lineage: Eukaryota; Fungi; Ascomycota; Sordariomycetes; Magnaporthales; Pyriculariaceae. The record is from RefSeq and is a predicted model, not a curated record.